AUGUCCGUCGCCACCGGCGUCGCCCUCGCCGUCGCCGACGCCGUGUGGGAGCAGAUCAAGGUGGCGGGGCACGUCUCCGACGAGCACCUGUCCAUCCUCGAGCACCUGUUCGGCAAGAACAUGCUGCGCGCCUGCAAGAUCCUCGACGAGGGCGGCGUCCGCCGCGUCACCGGCGCGCCCAGCGGCCGCUCGCUCUUCCUGGUGAUGGGGGAGUCCAAGAGGAAGGAGGAGUACAUCUGCUUCCCGGAGCACCUCUGCACCUGCUACUCCUUCUUCUACGACAUUGUCGGACGCGGCGAGCAGCUCUGCUGUAAGCAUCAGCUGGCAGCGCGGCUUGCAGAGGCUGUCGGACAACACCAGGAGAUGGAGGUGACCGAUGAGGAGCUCGCUCACAUGCUCGCUAAGCUCUGA
Messenger RNA from Lolium rigidum, 411 nucleotides. RefSeq names its product zinc finger SWIM domain-containing protein 7-like. The coding region runs from base 1 to 411 and encodes 136 amino acids. The record is from RefSeq and is a predicted model, not a curated record. Lineage: Eukaryota; Viridiplantae; Streptophyta; Magnoliopsida; Poales; Poaceae. Gene Ontology annotation, cellular component: Shu complex. Gene Ontology annotation, molecular function: zinc ion binding. The transcript has 4 exons. Gene Ontology annotation, biological process: double-strand break repair via homologous recombination.